AUCUAAACCAGGGCUUAAUAUUGAGUUACCAAAUAGCUCAUUAUAACGCAUCGGUUUAAAAAUUAACAUUUUAUUAGAAUGUUGAAAUGUUGCUUUGAUUUGUAAAUGUCAUUGGGUGUUCAAAUAGGUGCAAAUCGGGUCCCAUUCAUUCACCUAUGAUUAUGUUUAUGGCGGCAUGGGCUCGCCUUGUUCUGCUCUCAAUGAUGAUUCUGUUGCUCCUCUUGUUGAUGCGCUAUUCUAUGGAUACAAUGCCACAGUUCUUGCAUAUGGCCAGACGGGGUCUGGGAAAAUGUACACGAUGGGGACUAACUAUACAGGGGAAGAAAGUAAUGGUGGAAUUAAACCUAAAGCAAUGGAAAGUAUAAUCCGAAGGGUUGAGGCGAUGAAAGAUUCCACAAAAGUUUUUAUCAAAAUAUUCGAGGACAAAGUGUUUGAUUUGCUUGAUCCAUAUUCAUCGGUCUUCUUUAAAGCUAAAGGGGCAUCUUUUGCAAAGCCCACAACGCAUGCAAGAGUUCCCAUACAAAUAAGAGAAACGUUUCUAACGUCCGUUUAUGAUUCAUUUCACCAUUUUUUCAGUCAGUCACAUGCUAUCUUUACAAUUACAAUGGAACAAAACAAAAUUUCUCACUGCCUGGCUGGAGCAAAAAAUGAUGACCUUGGUGAUGAUAUCUUACAUGCAAAACUACAUUUAGUCGAUCUUGCUGGUUUUAUACGUGCAAAAAGAUCAGGUGCAGAUGGAAUGCGUUUCAAAGAAGGCAUACAUAUCAAUAAGGAUCUACUGGCUCUUGGCAAUGUGAUAAGUGCUUCGGGAGAUAAGAAAAAGAGGAAAGAAGGAGGCCAUGUUCCAUAUCGUGAUAGCAAGUUAACGUGCUUGUUACAGGAUUCUCUUGGAAGGAGCAGCAAAACAAUCUUGAUUGCUUGUGUCAAUCCUGCUGAUACAAAUGUUGAGGAAACGAUAAACACUCUGAAGUAUGCACAGAUCGUGCUCAUAACAGGCAGAGCAAGGCAGUUUGUUUAUAACUUGUUGACGAGAUAUCUUUUAUAUGCAGGUGCUGAAAAUGGAAAUGGUCCUGGAAUUCAGGGUAGAGUUGCAGGGAACGAUCAAGAACCUUACACAUGGAGACCGUUGCCCAACAAAGAAAAGUAUGAGCUGGUGGAGGAUUGCGUGGACGAUGAUGACGACAAGAGUGGAACACGUGACUUGAGGAAAUGUGUUGUGCAAAGGCUUAAAUCGCACGAUACUCUUGUUCGAUUAAAUUUACUUAGAAUAUCGAAGAAGCAUAACUCUCCAACAAUGUUGAAGCAAGUGGUGUUGAUCAAUGUUGAAGCAGAACUCUUGUAG
Molecule: messenger RNA, 1342 nt
Organism: Juglans microcarpa x Juglans regia
Lineage: Eukaryota; Viridiplantae; Streptophyta; Magnoliopsida; Fagales; Juglandaceae
Product: kinesin-like protein KIN-4C
Exons: 11
Coding region: 176-1342 (388 amino acids)
Biological process (GO): microtubule-based movement; mitotic spindle organization
Molecular function (GO): microtubule motor activity; microtubule binding; ATP binding
Source: RefSeq, a predicted model, not a curated record